Messenger RNA from Etheostoma cragini (Arkansas darter), 2692 nucleotides. It is a transcript of the gene klhl38a, whose product is annotated as kelch-like family member 38a. NCBI's taxonomy places the organism in Eukaryota, Metazoa, Chordata, Actinopteri, Perciformes, Percidae. Gene Ontology annotation, molecular function: protein binding. The record is from RefSeq and is a predicted model, not a curated record. Bases 367 to 2118 code for a protein of 583 amino acids. The transcript has 4 exons.
GAUGGCUGGGUCAGGAACCUAUGAUGGUUCUUCCUCCCCUGAAUGUAAACACUCUCUCCACUGGACCCUGGCAGAGCUGUUAAGCCGGCAACUGGGUACCAAACAGCCCUGUGUCACAUGAGAGGCCUGGUUGGAGUCACCGUGGCCUGGGAUACUAUUCUUAGCUAGCUGGAGGAAUGUACACAGUGGCCUCAUGGCGAGCUCCACAGCCUAGUCGUUUCUCUGUGUCAUGCUUCUUUUCUCUCCCCGACUACUCUACCCACUCUCUCUGGAGGAUGUUUUGGUCCUCUUUUGAUUGGAACUAAUACUUUUUUCUAUCCAGACAGACCAGACAUUUUGGAUAUUGUUUAUUUUCUGAGCAGGAGAAUGGCCUUAAGACCACAAGAAGUUUCCUCUUUCAAAGACUCAGAACUUCCCUCCCACCUUCUUGCCCAGCUCAACAUCCUCCGUCAGGAGCGUAUCCUGACAGACGUCCUGCUCUGCACCGAGCACCAGGAGAUCCCCUGCCACAGGAACCUCUUAGUGUCCAGCAGCCCAUACUUCCGCGCAAUGUUCUGCAGCAACUUUCUGGAGAGCAGUCAGGCCCGAGUGAAUCUGAAGGGAAUCUCUUCAAAUGUCCUAAGUGGCAUUGUGGACUAUGUCUACACAGGCUGCAUCACUAUCACCAUGGAGAUUGUGCUCCCACUCAUGCAGGCGGCCUCCAUGCUUCACUAUGGAGGACUCUUUGAGGCCUGUUCCAUGUUCCUCCAGGAGCAGCUGAGUCCAGAAAACUGUCUGAGCAUGAUACGGCUCUCUGAGAUCCUUCACUGUGAAAGUUUGAGGGAGAGGGCAAAGGAGAUGGCUGUGAGGUGUUUCUCUGAUGUAGCUGCUACAGAGGACUUCUGUGAGUUGUCUCUUCCUGAGCUCAUGUGUUACCUAGAAGACGACCGACUUUGUGCUGAGGAGGAGCAAGUGUUUGAGACCCUCCUGGCGUGGAUCCACCAUGAUCCGUUCUCACGACGUGGCGCGAUCCAUGAUCUCUUCAAGAAAGUCCGCCUUCGCUACAUCCAUCCAACUUACCUCUUCCAGUUCAUUGCCAAUGACCCACUGGUGCAGUCCUCCACCCUCUGUACUGAGAUAAUUGAGUCAGUGCGCCGCCUCAUGCUUACAGUCAGCACCAAGUGUAGCCGUGAGCUCAAGCCACUUUGGACCACACCACGACGUUACACCUGCAGAGAAACACUUGUAGUGGUUGGAGGACGCAAAAACAAUGAGCAGACCUCACGAGAAGCCCUGCUUUAUGAUGAAAGGACUCAUCGUUGGCAGUGGUUGGCCAAGCUCCCUCUGCGCCUCUACAAAGCUGCAUAUGUGUGCAUACAUAGCAUCCUCUAUGUGCUUGGUGGGCUCAGCCUCUGCAUGACAUCAGGAGACAGCUCAGUCAGCGCCACAGUUUACACUCUUUCCCUGAAGACCAACCAGUGGCGAACUGCUGAGCCCAUGUUGGAGCCACGAUAUGCCCACCAAAGUGUGUCCUAUCUGCACUUUAUUUUUGUGUUAGGAGGCAUUGGGGUAGACAAGAAUAUCUCUCAGUCAGUAGAGAGAUACAACAGUAUGUUUAAUCAAUGGGAGGACAUGGCACAAAUGCCCACAGCGGUGCUGCAUCCAGCUGUUGCAGCCAGUGAUCAGAGGAUCUAUGUUUUUGGAGGAGAGGAUGCCAUGCAGAAUCCAGUCAGGCUGAUUCAGGUGUAUCACAUCUCUCGCAACUUGUGGUCCAGGCUAGAAACAAGGACGGUGAAAAAUGUUUGUGCUCCUGCUGCUGUCAUCGAAGACAAGAUCUACAUCAUAGGAGGAUACACCAGGCGAAUGAUCGCCUAUGACACCAAAGCCAACAAAUUUGUCAAGUGUGAGAACCUGAAGGAGCGGCGGAUGCAUCACAGCGCUACAGUGAUCAACAAUAAGCUCUAUGUCACUGGUGGACGCAUCCUCAACGGCCACGACGUCAUCGAGGACUCAGACUGCUUCGAAUGUUACGACCCCAAGACAGACGUUUGGACCUCAAAAGGUUCUUUGCCGUACAAGCUAUUUGACCACGGCUCCCUUCCGCUGGUCUGUGUUUCCAACAGACCCAACCCACCAUGACCCACCAUCAUUGACCUCUAACUACAAAUUAACCCUUUUAACCAUUUUAAACUGACUGCAUUCCUUCAUGCAGCUCAGUCUCUGCCAUAACUUAGCAGCGCGUUAGGCCAGGCUGAUUUUCAAUUGAAUCAAAGUGGAAAGAGGAGCUGCUUUGUCAUCCCUGAGACACCUGGGGUAGAUCUGAACUGAAAACCCCUGAGAUGACCAUGGGCGGACAUGCUUACACAACAAUCAGCUGUUCAGACACAUGAUCCAAAAAGCGCUUUCCUAAGAUGGCUGCACUCGUUUGAUGGUAACUAAAAGUGUUAAGGCUUUCAUUUCCCAGACACUCUGAGACACUGCAGCUGCCGUUGAAUUCCUUCUAACAAUUUAAUACAUAGGGAGUUACAUGUCUGGCUGCUUAUUUACUCCAUGAGCUCUGCUUCUCAUAUAAACUGAAAAUAACAGACCAGACAGCUUAUAUAAUUUGCACUUUAUAGUAAAUACAUUCCUCCUUGACCCACAAGCUUCUAUCAGAUUGCACUCGCUGAAAUGUCAAUGAGAACCACAAUAUCACUUAAACAAAAUGAUCUGG